Molecule: messenger RNA, 10570 nt
Organism: Chara braunii
Lineage: Eukaryota; Viridiplantae; Streptophyta; Charophyceae; Charales; Characeae
Source: the annotation of a GenBank genome assembly
GGCUAACCGACGAGCCGCCAAUAUGGCUGCCCAUGUGCAAAAUCCGGUUCCGCAACAAAUGCUAAUCCACCUAAUCAACCUGCCCCACGUGCACGAGCUCCCAUGUCGCCACCGGAUCUCUAUUUAUUUGAUCCAGCGCACCAUCUUGCAGGAGCAUGGCUGGCCACGCUUAGAGCACAACAGUACGACGAUCACGAAGCACAGAUCAACAUUCCGGCUCGACUGGGAGGAGACGCUCAUCAUUGGUUUAGUACCUAUGUAUGGGUGGAUCUCCCGAUCUUCGAACGGGACUUUAUGAACCGAUUCGAUUAUGUUCAAUCUGAGCAAGCACUAUACAUGAUCAAGGACCGAGUGCAGAAACCGCUCGAAUCUGUGGCGGAAUAUCGAAACCGGUUCUACAGAAUGUUCGUAAAAACUGAGCGAGGUGAGCAAGUAGGGAGAGAUCUGUUCAUUGACGGACUCCGCAGCCGAACAAUAAGGGCUAAGUUGCGAAAGCAGUUUUUCCCUAUCACCCAUACGCUACAACAAAUUAUGGCUGUUGCGGAAGAAAUAGAACUGAAGUUCGCGGCGAACUUCCUGGACGGAGAAGAUUACCCUGGAGACGGAGAUUCGACAGAGCUCGCUCGAGCAAGAGCAGAGCUGGCUGCUUUACAGAACAAAUUUGAAAACAUGGGGUUUGUAUCAGGACCUGUCACCUAUAUGGAACAGAUAGGCCCCAAACGAGUAAUCCUAAGGGAGACUCCGAGCAUCUUUGCUCCUAUGAUGCCCCCACCCGUCAGGGCGCUACCCCCACCACCAGUUGAGGCUCCCGCACGAACGAACGAAUCGGCGGCCAUUUUCGAACUAACCAAAACCUUGAUUAGUUUGAUCCAGGAAAGCAAAAAGGAGCAGCGAGAGCACAAUGCUCGGUUGGAAGCCAUGAUGAGGAACAUGCGGCCCAUUGCGUUCUUCUGCACUGCGGGUGUAUACGGUGCGGCAAAGUUCCGAUUCACGAGCAAUCCCCAGGUAGUGGUGCUAGCCGAGGCAAUGACGUUCCAACGGCGAGCUGCCCCGGGAAUCAGCCACGUGUCUACCGUGGUAGUCUUCAGCGGCGACAUCACCGCCUUCGAUCCGGCGCGGCAAGCCGCCAUCAAAAGCACCUUGUACCGGUGGGGUCGCGAUCUGGCCACUGAUUGGGAUCGACGGCUCACAAGGCACGGUGACGAGUGUUAUCAUGUCGACGACAUCGAAGUCAACACGCUGCGCACGACGCUACGCGAGUCGUCCUCCCAGAACUUGCUCCCUUCCAGCCGCGCAGAUGAGCCGCGCGCCGAUCUCGACCAGAAGAGGAGGCCGAAGAGGAAUCGGAAGGAGGCCGAAGAGGAAUCGGAAGGAGAACUGAGGAGGGAGGCCGAGGAAGCAGCGGCCCGAUUGGCCGAAGACGAAGAAGAAGAAGAAGAAGAAGCAGAGGAGGAGACUUCAGAUGAAGAGGAAGAGGCCUAUAGCGAGUACAGCGAGGGCGAGCAAAGUGAGGAGGAGGACGAAGACGACGAAGAAGUGGAAAGUGGGGGCGACCAGGAGCCAAUGCACGACGAGCUCGAGCGGGUGCCAGGACCGGAUCGGUCUUUGGAGAGAGAGCCGGCGGCGAAGAAGUACAGGAAGGUUAUUGGUAUGCAAAGAGUUGCGCCAUGGAACAGUGUUUUACUGAAGACCAGCCAGGCUGAGGCAGCAGGCGACCCUCCCACUAAACAUCAAGGCUGUGGCAAAAUGAAGUCACCAUCAUCACAGUCCAGCUCUUGGCGGGCCUCUUCACAUGGGUCCCCCACUCGUGACCCCUUGGUUUCCCGGUCAACGGUGGCAACUGUGCUGAGGGAGGCCAGGGCUUCUCUUAAGCACCCAUCUCGACCUUACACGCCGCUGGAAGAUAUGCGCCAGUUGAGGACACGGAAUAAUGCAAACCAUUUGGACAUUUCAGCACCAGUGACGAAUGCUUCUUUUUCCCGAUCGCGGUGGUCUCUUGAUCCUGCAAGGGAUGUGGCUGGUGCUAUGGAACUGGGACCAUCACAACAGCAGUCACGGCAGCCGGCUGCAUGUGCGCGCUCCCCUUAUGCAGCUGCCAUCCCCGCAGUCUCACCUCGCAGACAUCCGAUGAUACAGGGCAAAAACUGCGAAUUGCUUCGGACUUCUUCGUCAUCGCAGAAUGGAGCUUCAACAAGCCGGAGUCAUCGUCGACCUUGUGCUCCUCGUCGGCCCAUAGGGUCAAGCCAUCCACUGCGGCGGAAUGCACCUCUUCCCUUGCCACAACUAAACGACAAGAGAGGUGACAUUCCAACUGUCCCCGAAGGCCGUCACAAUGGCAAUGAGUUGCAGGGUGCUCAUGAAUCUAUGUGUGUCUCAGAGGAGAGAGGCUCAUCUCGUCACUUGGAGAUUCGUCACUCCCUGUCUCAGAACUUGGAACCUAAUGUCCUCAAUCCACCGCAGAGGAGGGAUCGUGAUGGUCGGCUAGAAAGAGCUUUAACUGCCGCUGAUCCCAAGGUUGAGUAUUCCCAAGGUAGGGUUGUUGAGGUCACAGACCGUGAUGAACGCCUGGGUGCUUGUGGACCUGUUGUGCAGCAAUCUGCAGUGAAAGGUCGCGAGUCAUUUGAUCAUCAAAGGAGUCAAGCCGUUGCUGGUCCUGAUAUAGGAGGUAGAGCUGCUUCUAGUAGUGCAAGAAGUGGUCCUGAAACGCUGGACAGCGGAAUUAGUGAGUUGCAAGAAAUCAGGUCCAUGGAUGGGCAUCUGAAAAGAAGCAAAGUUACUAGUGAGAGUGUGUUGACUCACGAGGAUGCGAGGUAUCGAGGCAAGAUAGAGAAUACCAUCGCUAAUGAAAUGACAAACGGGAUGGCAUGUGAAUCCGGUGUAAGGGAUGCUAAUGCUCAUGCCUGUGGGGUGAUCCCUCUCUCAACAAGCGGGGGACGUGGCUGUGAAUGUACCCCAUCAGAAGGUGCUCAACCUCUCACCCCUCAUAAUUGCCCCAAAUAUGAAGAAGGGCUGCUAGGUAAUUCGUUGUUUGGUUAUUUCUGCUCUCCCGGCAGCAGCAGCAGCGGUAAUAGCAGCAGUGACAACAUCACAUUACCGCGAAUUGCAUUAAACACGUAUCAUUCCAGAAGUUCAACAGGCCAAUCUGCAGGUCUUAACGGCGUUGUUCAGUCAUCAAACUUCCAAGAGGUGUUAUCCCAAGGGAUAAGGGCUCCAGAUCAGACAGACAGUAGUUGUGGUGCCUCUUCUCAAAGAGGAAGUACCACAGUUUGCCAGGAAAACCAUUCUUUUCAUAAUGCAAACUCCUUUCAUUCUGUCCAUUCAGAGAGUACGUGGCAGUCUACCAGAGUGUCUGCUGAGGCAAUACAAGAUGACCCACGUGUGAAUGGGUUGCUGGACACCUCCUCAGGGAGAAGGGAAGCUUGGUCCCGCAGGAGGGGGUACGGGCUCAUAGGAGGAACAAUGCCAGGGUAUGGUAAUGUCUAUGAAAACAGGAGCGAUUUCAACGAUAGGACCGUUCAUCCUUUGCAACCGAGUCUGAGAGAUGAUAUCAUGAGUGAGCGAAUGCGAUUUGCUGGGCAAAAUGGAGACACUAAUGAAGCUGGUGGUAUGGGAACAGAGUUUGACCUUGUGUUUGACCAUGAUUCUGUGUUUGGGAUGGAGAAUGAAAUGAACUGUAUGAACUCAGCAAGCUUUGUCCCUAGUGGCCCAUAUGGCUUCAGUAUGGGGGAAAUGCUGGCGCAGCAAGCAAAUCUGGUGCAUGGGCGUUGGUUAGUUGAAGAGGUCAGCCCUGCUGAGCAUGUUGAAAGGAGGGGCACAACAUUUGUUGGAUGGGAAGCUGGUGAUGGUGGUCUUCAUGGCCCCUUGUUUGGUGUCAACCCCUUUUCAGAGGCUGAAGUCAGCGCACGGAGGAGGUUGAGUCCUGUUCCCAGGCAACCUCCACAGCAGGUGGAAGAUGCGAAGCCAGCAAGCCGAAAUCAGGACACAACCUCUUCACUCCCACCCUUGCCCCCUACCCCAAUGGUGGCUUUCACAAGGAAAUCGACAGAACCAGGACUGCUGUCAGCAUAUUCUAUUCUUAAGACGAAUGGUGGUGAUUCAGAUCCCUGUUGGCUGGUUAUUGAUAUGGGCGGAUGGCGUCCAGAUGACAGCUCUGACUACAAUGGUAAUGUUCUGGAACCUUGGAGUCUUCCUCUUGCAGAUCCAAGUUGGGAAUCUGGUGUCUACAACAGUGAGGACUUCUGUGCCGCGCACAGUCUUGAGAUGCAUAACCAUCAUUACCAUCAUCACUAUCACCAUCAUCACCACUACUACCCACAAGGGCAGGUGACUGAGUUUCACCAACAUGAUCACUAUCAUUACCAUUGCACUGAUCCACGUCAUGCUGGAAUGCCAUUUGAUGGCCCCUUACAGGGUGCACAUCAGUAUUGCUAUCCUGCAUGCCAUCAGAAUGUAGCCAAUCCCUACGAGGACCAGCACGAGCCGAGAAGGUCUCAAGAGGGUACAAUGCAAGAACAAAGCCUUGGGAUGGAGGGGUCCGUAAGCAUUCAGCAAGAGAGGAACAUACCCUUAAGCAGAGAAGGUGGGCAAACCGAACCACUUGCCACCCCCAUUUCUGGUGAUUCACGAGUGAGAUGGACAACCACCAUGCAGGGAUCUUUGACUGGGCAUGCGGAAGAUGGUCAACAGACGCAGGAGAUGCCAGAGGUCGGCUGCAAUGUUGAGAUGCCGUGUAAUCGCAGGGAGUCCUCUACAUUUACAGGAAGUGGAUGUGCUCAGCAGUUACCAAUUGGAAGUGAAGAGAAGCCAAAGGACAUAGUUUCAACAGCGGGGGAAAGACAUGUGCCAUUGGAGGACACGAGUACUGGGCAGAGCUGCCCAAUUAACCCAGAUCUUCUGCAUCUGAGGCAUUAUGGCAAUCAGGGAAUGUGGUUGGGCUCAGUGACAAGAGCAGGAAGAGGACGGGCAGAGGGAGGAGGUGACGAGAGUAGCGGUGAGGGAGUACAAGGAGCGAAAGAGGGUGUUGGAGUCAGAGGGGAGGACCGCUCGGCCGUGUUGUUGGAGACAAUCGAUACCAAUAGUUUGCAGGGAGCAGAGGCUGGAGUGGAGGGAGUGCACCCAACCUCUGUUCGUAAACAAUCUGGAAUGCAGUGUCCUGGUCCAGGAGUCAGGAAGUGGCAUGGCACGAAGAAUGGGCAGCAUCAGGACAAAGUUGAGGGCAAAGUCGGAUGCAAGGAGAAGCGAAGGAAAAGGAAAGGGGGAAGAAGGAGAUUGGAAGAUGAGCUUGUGGUGGUGCUCCGAGACUUGGUGAAGAUCAGUGAAGGGCUUGGGCUUACAAAAGGGAGGACAAAGCUGAUGGGCAGAAUACAAGUCCGGAAUGCAAAGGUGGGAUUGGCUGUUCGAAAUGUAAAUGGAUGCAGGAGCUUAGCAAACUAUGGCACUCGUGAUGGUGAUGAUGAUGAUAGUGAGGAUGGCCUUACCGGAAAGAAUUGUGUUGCUGGCAAGGAAGGGCAGGUAUUUCAAAAAGAGCAUGAAAUGGGUAGGAGUAGUGGGUACGAGAGGGAUGCCAACUUGGAGGGUAGCUUUAGCGAGCGGGAGAGUGCUAACAUGAAUAUGAAUAUGCGUGGUAGAAAGCACGAGAAGAAGAUUUCUCUCACACUGCAUAAAUUAUUGAGCUCUCUCAAGAUGCUGGAAAGGUUCAUAGACACAAGUAACCAGGAUCAGUUGUUGGGAGCCUUUGCUGCCCUGGUCGAGGACGUAGAGCAGGUGACGAUGGAGCAGUGUGCUGUUCCACAAGUGGACAAAUGUGAAUCUCGUUCUCAAGAGAGGGGAGGAACUGACAGGAUGUUUCAUAAUGGUAAGCAUUCCAAUAAGCAGCAGCAACAAUUCCAGGAUUGUAUCCACUGCUGGAUGGAAUCUGGUGAUGGUGCAUGUAGCAAGUGUUCCAUGCCCACAUGCCAUUCCCUUGGCGAACGGAUAUUUACCCAGAUCACAUUGUUCGUGGACGUGCAUGUCUGGGAUUCGUUUCAAGUGCCAUGCUCAUGCGUGACGAGCUGCACCACACAUCUACUCCCAUCAGCCACAGCAACCAUGUCAUGUCCAAUACUGUCAUCAUCAUCCUCUUUCUCUUCAUUCUCCUCCUCCUCCUCCUCAUCAUCAUCACCCCCUCCCUCCUCCCCAUCAUCAGAGGUGUUGUUGGCACAAAGCCUUCCAUGUGUAGUGGCACCUAUGGUUCAGUAUUCAUCACCCUCCUUUCCAUCAUCCUUGGUGACGACGGGCAUGAUGAGAGUUGCAAAGCUGGUUCUGGUCAUAGGAAGCAAACUUUACAGACGUCAUGAGGAAGGUCACUCUGCUGCCUGGAAGAGUCCGUGCAACCAUGGAGGAAACCGAGGGGGGUGUUUCACAGACCAAGUGAGCGAGAGGUUACCUUUUAGCGCAGAUGCAGGCGCAGCCCUAAGUCAUGGAAACAGCCAUGCUGGUCCUACAUACAUGACGGACCCUCCUCUAAGACACAGCAGCGAUUGCAUUAGCGCCUCAUACCAUGGCCAAUGUGCGGACAAUAAUAAGAAUGGUUGCCCUGAUGCAGCGAAAGAGGCAUCUGCUACUGAUAUGGUCACUGGUGGGAUCAGCAGCUCUCAUUUCAGGCUGCCACAGGACAAAGAACAUGUCCUCAAUGAAGGGAAUGGACUGCAAAACUGUGUUUCUGAGGAAGGCAAGGUUCGACAACAAAAGCAAGGUACUGCUCAUUUCAGUGAGGCCAAACUACAUGAUAAGACUGGAUGCACAGUAUCAUGUGCAGUCCUGCACCAGAAGACAUACUCUCCGACCUUGAGUUCUCCUCAUUUGAGGUUGGGAGCUAUCCACAGUGCAUGUAUGCUCCUGUGUCACCUCAGCAAAGAGACAGCUAAUGAUCUUCUGUUCAGAGGGGAAGGGAUUCUUGCAACUGUCAUGGACACAUAUGCUAGAAUCGAGGAUGAGGGAAUCAAGGGUCAUCUAUUUGAAGGCGUUCCAGGUUGGGCAGUUCCAGAUGAGAGGGGCAAAGAGGUGUUAACUGUACUCUGUGCAUUGGCUCGGGUUCUUCGCAAUGUGACAACAGACAUUGCAAAUCAACGGGUUGUUGGGUUAAUGGGUGGGGUCAUCAAAUUGGCAUGCAGUUUGCAUUUCUUUACCACUUGGGCCAGCUCUAUUGCAAACCACGGCAAGUGUACUGGCAAUGGAGGGACUCAAUUAGUUGAUUCAUUAUCUGCCAAGGCUGUUCCAGAAAGCAGGCUCGGGAGCACGUCAAGAAGCAAUGAGCCCCCAACAGGAGAGGAGGAGGUGAACUUGAAGAAGUCCAAUGCAGCUGCAAACCCAGCUGUGACAUCUGCACCCACCAUGGAGGAUAGUGCAGUCAACCGAGACUCUCUGGUGGGCCAUCUGCUGCUCGAGAUUACAGGGACGAUUCGGAAUCUAGCAGUGCUUGGUGAGCAUGCGGUAUACUUUCUUGAUCAGCGGACUAUAGAAGCUCUGAAGGCUGCAAUGUGUGCUUUCCCUUUCAACAGUGCUCUAAUGCUGAACAUCACACGCGUCCUCUCCAAGCUCUCUCUUCAUGGCGUUGUCUGUUCGACCCUCGGAAAGGACAAAGAUUUGCUGAGCAAACUCGUACAUAUUUUAAAUUUGCACCACUGUAAUCCGGCUCUUAUACUUCGUGCAGCAUUUGUAUUUGGCAAUGUCACAAUGGCCUCUCAAGUGACAAGGACGAUCAUGGGCGAUGUUCCUAAGGCGAUUCCUACUCUCACAAAAAUUCUCUCAUUCUAUUUCCAUGCUAUGGGGAAAGGAAGGGGAUCUCCAAAAUCCAUGGUGAUAACGAAGAAUGUAAAACAAAUGGAUGGUAACACAGAAGAACAGGUGAUGGAAGAGGAGAGUGGAAUCGGGAUUAGUAGUGAGAGUGCUGGGGAGAGCAGCAAGAGUAACAAACUGAUACAGGGCAGUAAUCAAUCACGAGGACACCUGUGCCGAAGUGUGAAAGAUGGCUCAACUGGCUCCAAAGUAGUCCACUCUCGUGUUCAAGAUAACGGGACGAUUGCAGAUGACCACCACUGCUACAUUCCGCUGAAUAAUCAUUCACGUCUACGGGCAGGACCUGAGGGCCAUGGAGAAGAGUUUCAAGCUACCCAGUCUGAGUGCGUUGAGGUUCUCGUCAAGAUCAUCCGAGCAGUGGCAAAUCUGGCCAUUGAUCCUCGUCUUGGAGUACUUAUUGGAAGAGACGAGCAAGUUGCAGAUGUUCUGGCCGGGGUGCUGGAGCUCUUCGAGUUUGAGGAAGAAGAGGAGCUGGUUCUGAAUGCUGCUGCAGCCAUCACCAACCUUUCCUUCUACGAUGGCAUAGACAAUCAGAUUCUCAAGUGCCACGUCAGCAGUGCCACAAUGCCACAUCAGCAGUGCCCUGCCACCAUGAUAGGCUCAACUCUGGGCAUGCUAGGCCAACUGGCCAACGAGUCCAUUGCCGAGUACAAACAGCGGUUCCAGACUCAGCUCGCACUGAUCGAGGCCGAGGAACAGCGCCGGGUGACAGCCGAGGCUGUCCGCCUACAGGCUGAAGCGGCGGCAACAGCUAAGAAGCAGCGACUUCAAGUCGAAGCUGAAGCAGAUACCCAGGCACGCCGCAAGGAGGCCCAGGAUCUGCUACAGCGGCAUGAAUCCACCAGCAUAGAAAAGCUCAAGUUUUGGCACUUUGAACCAUCCGAGGAGCACGACGACGCGACACCGGAGGAGCAGCACAAGGAAUUCAUGGCCAAGCUCGUGACCCGGUUGGUCUACACUUGUAACCACAUGCAGUUCGAGCUGGCGAACCUCCAGCGGGCCGUACGGAACCACAAGGCUCAGCACGAGGAUGCAGCACAAGAAUCGGAACGAGUUGAUCACGUAGUCGCAAUGCUCGGCGACAUCAAUACCUUCGCUGCACCAGCCACCAUCAGCAAUCAGCUGGACACCAUGAAGACCGAGGUUCAGCAACUGCACCAGCUGCCUAACAAGGAUGGCAACGCCGUGCAACACUACAAGAUGCCGACAUUCCAAAUCCAGAAGUUCGAUGAUUAUACGCAUCAAGACCCAAUCUGGUUGAGCCACCUGGCAACCGUCGACGUCGCAGAUCUGAAAGAUAAGAUCUCUUGGGAAGAGUUAACACGGCUAUGGAAGAAGCGGUUCAUCGUGGACGACGCCCUGACGCUCGCCAUCAACCGCCUCUUCGGCAUGAUGCAAGGCAACACAUCGACACGUGACUGGCUCACGAAAUGGCAAAAGAUCGCGGCAACGCCCGAUCUUGACUUGCCAUUUUUGCAUCUGCGCCGCGAGUUCUACAACCGGUCAUGUGCCGCCUUGAGCCUUGCACUUGGUGAUUGCGAGCAAUACGCGACCUUCGCCGAAAUCAUCGACAAGGCAAGGGAGAUUAUCAAGACCAACAGGGCAGCUGCACAUGAGAAAUCAGCAUGGCAGCCAACCUAUGUGGAGAAGCUUCUCGACGCCUACGGCGACGUGUUCGAAGGCCCGCACGGAGUUGUACCGGACCGGCCCAUCCGCCACGAGAUCGUCGUCGAGGACGGGGCUAUACCUCCGCGUGGUUGCAUCUACCGAAUGAGCGAGGAAGAGUUAAGUGUGCUCCGGGCACAACUCGACGACCUUCUGGAGAAAGGCUGGAUUCGGCCUAGCUCAUCGCCAUACGGUGCUCCAGUUCUCUUCGUCCGGAAGAAGAACAAGGAUUUGCGGUUGUGCAUCGAUUAUCGCAAGCUCAACGCGCAAACGAUCAAAAAUGCCGGCCCUCUUCCAUGCAUCGACGACCUCCUUGAACGGCUAGGCGGCGCCAAGUUUUUCUCCAAGCUUGACCUCAAGUUGGGAUAUCACCAACUCGAGAUUCGGCAGGAGGACCGCUACAAGACCGCGUUUAAGACGCGAUAUGGGCAGUUCGAAUGGCUGGUUAUGCCAUUUGGCCUUACGAAUGCCCCGGCCACUUUCCAAGCGGCUAUGACAACGGAGUUCCGACACAUGCUGGAUCAAUUCGUACUUAUCUACCUCGACGACAUCCUGGUGUACAGUCGGAGUUUGGACGAGCAUGUGGAACACCUGCGCACCGUUUUGGAGCGGCUACGACAAGCCAAGUACAAAGCCAACCGCGACAAAUGCGAAUUCGCGCGGCAGGAGCUGGAGUACUUAGGACAUUAUGUGACGCCGCAAGGCAUCCGUCCGCUUGCGGACAAGAUCGAGGCCCUCCACGUAUGGCCCGAGCCCACCAACACCACGGACGUCCGUUCAUUCAUGGGGUUGGCGGGCUACUAUCAGCGAUUCAUCACCGCAUACUCAAGGAUUGCUGCACCUAUAACGAGAUUACAAUCGCCAAAGGUGUCAUUCGUAUUCGAUGACGACGCACGCCGGUCAUUCCAAGCACUUAAGACGGCGAUGCUCAUGGCACCCGUCCUUAGCAUAUAUGGCCUCACCCUGCCUACGAGAGUGACAACCGACGCUUCCAGCUAUGGCAUUGGGGUAGUCUUGGAACAGCACGACGGCGACGACUAGCACCCUGUGGAGUAUUUCAGCCACAAAG